Rotaria sp. Silwood2 is the source of this 392-nucleotide messenger RNA. The record is from the annotation of a GenBank genome assembly. NCBI's taxonomy places the organism in Eukaryota, Metazoa, Rotifera, Eurotatoria, Philodinida, Philodinidae.
AUGCAUUACCAUCAUUCAAAUGGUCAACCGGUAACAAUUGAUAUUCAUAAUCAAUUAAAUGCUGCAAAUACAACUGAUACCAUUAUUGAUGGUGGUGGUAUAAUUACAUUGAACGGUUUAGGUUUAACAAGAAUUUUAAACUUUAAUCGAAAUGAUUUCCGUUAUAGCACGCCUGUAUUACCAGUUCAACGUUUAACAUUUAUAAAUGGUUAUUGUCAAGAUAAUAAUGGUGGUUGUGCAAUUUAUCAACCACUUGGAGGAACAACAAUUGUUAUUGAUUCAAUAUUUCAAAAGGUUUACUGGAAAUUCGCCAAUAAGAAUUUCGACAACGGAAUUUGGACAAUACUGCCGAAUUUCGAAAACUGUCUAGACUGUUUCCAAAGUACUACAAU